AUGUCCUGGACUAGAGAAGAUGCAUUCCCUGAAAACACUUCUCUAAUUGACCGCUCUUCUCGCGUUGAUAAUGAUCCUUAUAAUGCGUAUUUGUCGCGACACUCUUCUAACCGUGGUGGUGUUAUUUUCAUGACUGUCCUGGCGUCUUGCUUUUCAGUAUAUUUCAUCUAUAGUUUUUUUAACCAGUUUUUUUGCGUUGGAGAUUCAUUUCCUGGCAAUGAAGAUAAUACUUGUGGCGAAGAUGUAGGGACUCUGCUGAUAUUUUUAGGAUUUACUUCCAUUAUGCUUUGGGUAGUAUCCAUAACUUCUUAUAAUCAAUACAGGAAUACCUCAGGCGCAAUAAAUUUCGAAGAAACAAGCACUGGCGCUGGGUUCGUCGCUUGGCAAGAGGAAAAUGAUCUUCCAGGGAAUUAUUCCAAUUGGGGUGAGCUUAUUUUUACAGGUAUUCUGACAAUUGUCGGGUUCAGUUUGGCUGUAAUGUUUGGGCUUCGCUGGGUGCACUUUGUACCUUCGCUUGAAGACCCAGAUGCAUCAACGCCCAUGUAUAUGGCAAUAUUUUUUAGUAUUGUCUUUCUUAUAUCUUUUCACGCAUUUAUUCGCGCUGUGCGCCGCCAUUUACUUUUCCGCCGAUAUUCAAAUGCUCCUCUUCUUUCUGGAGUUUUUUCUGAGGACCCAGAUAGAGUAGUUGCUCCAUAA
Molecule: messenger RNA, 696 nt
Organism: Magnusiomyces paraingens
Lineage: Eukaryota; Fungi; Ascomycota; Dipodascomycetes; Dipodascales; Dipodascaceae
Exons: 1
Coding region: 1-696 (231 amino acids)
Source: RefSeq, a predicted model, not a curated record